This is a messenger RNA of Acanthosepion pharaonis, 873 nucleotides long. The record is from the annotation of a GenBank genome assembly. Lineage: Eukaryota; Metazoa; Mollusca; Cephalopoda; Sepiida; Sepiidae.
AUGAUUCGCAGUCAUUGUUCAUGUUUAUCUCAGUCUUUACAUUAUCUAUCUGUCUAUCUAUCUAUCUAUCUAUCUAUCUAUCUCUCUCUCUCUCUCUCUCUCUCUCUAUAUAUAUAUAUAUAUAUAUAUAUAUAUAUAUAUAUCAGCCUGCUCCUUCCUAUCUAUCUAUCCAAUCUCAGCUAUCUAUCUAUCUAUCUAUCUCCUCUAUCUAUCUAUCUAUAUCUCUCUCUCUCUAUAUAUAUAUAUAUAUAUAUAUAUAUAUAUAUAUAUAUAUCAGCCUGCUCCUUUCCUAUCUAUCCAAUCUCUAUCUAUCUAUCUAUCUAUCUAUCUAUCUAUCUAUCUAUUUCAGUCUCUUCAUAUCUAUCUAUCUAUCUAUCAUUUUUGUCCGAAUGUAUAAUUUUCUUUUUCCUCGAUUUUCUUUUUCAUUUGUCCUUUCUUUCUUUUAUCUUCCUUUCUUUUUCUUUCUUUAUUUCUUUCUUUAUAUUUUCUUCUUUCUUUCUUUCUUUCUUUCUUUCUUUCUUUCUUUCUUUCUUUCUUCUUACUUUCCUUCUCUUUUGCCUUCUUUUUCUUCUACCUUCUCUCUCUUUCUUUUCUCCCCUUUCUUUCUUUCUUUCUUUCUUUCUUUCUUUCUUUCUUUCUUUCUUUCUUUCCAUCGUUCUCUUUCUUAACUCCUUCCUUCAUUCUGUUAUUUCCUUUUCCUUCCUUUUCCUUCCUUUCCUUCCUUUUCCUCCGCUGUGCCUGUAUAUAUGCAUACAGACUACGUAUUUCGUUUCCUUUCUUCCUUUCUGUCUUUAUUUGUCCCCCUCCUUUCUCGAUUUGUUAUUCUUUUCUUUCUAUCCCUGUUUUACUGGCCACAGUCCCGCUCUCCAAUGA